This is a messenger RNA of Paramecium octaurelia, 1199 nucleotides long. NCBI's taxonomy places the organism in Eukaryota, Ciliophora, Oligohymenophorea, Peniculida, Parameciidae. The record is from the annotation of a GenBank genome assembly.
ACGGAUUGAAAACUAAAAAUGAAAAGUAUUCUGAAGUAAAUGGCUAUCUUUAUAAGUUAGUUAAUCGAAGUAAACAUUAAUGCUGCAUGUGGCUAACAGUAUAAUAAAAAAUGCAAAAAAUGAUUUUACAGUAAAAGAUUGCGAUGUGCCAACAAUUAAUAAGAUCCCAGCAUCAAAGCGAAUUCAGACAAAACCAAAAGAAAAUGCUCUAAGUGAAUACAAUGUAAUCACAAGAUGUGUAACAGAAUAAAGAAAAAGCUCAGGUAUACUUAUUGUUUGAUUAGUCACCGAAACUAGUAUUAAUGAAUAAAAAGAACAAAAAAGAAUUCCAUCUUAUUGUAUGAAAUGGUUAAACUAUAAAUAUCAUAAGAAAGUAAAUAAUUGAAAUUAAAAAAUAGGAAUUUGUUUAAUUGGAGUAGCAAUUUUACAAAAUACUAUAAUUAUAACCUGAAAAAGAAGUUGUUCAAUAAAUUGAAAGAGAUCUUUCAAGAACUAUAAAGGCAGAAAACUACUUUAAAGAAAUAAGAAAUAUACUUAUUGCAUUUUCAGUCUAUGAUCCAAAUAUUGGAUAUGUUUAAGGAAUGAAUUACAUAGCUUCUAUAUUAUUCAAUCAUGCAAAAUAAGAGUGGAUUGCAUUUUGGCUAUUUGUGAAUUUAAUAGAGUAAAUGGAAAUUAGAGAUAUUUUUUAAUUAUCACUUAAUGCAAUAAACAAAUACUCUAAAAUCUUAGAUUUUCUUGUGAGUAGGUUUUUACCUAAAGCAUAUGAAAAUUUAGGUUUAAAAUAGGUCAAUACUGAUUUAUACAUUCAAUAAUGGAUACUCAGUUUGCUAUUGCAAUUUAUUCCAUUUGAAUAUACCUAAAUGUAUUUGGAUGGAUUAUUCAAAUAAGGAAUAUCAUAUUUUUACAUGAUAGCAUUAACAAUCAUUAAAGUAUUCGACAAACCAAUACAAGAAGAGGAUUAAAUAGAAAUCUUAAUUUUGUUAACAUCAAAACAAUAUGUAAUAUUGAAUUAUUAAUUUAUUUAGAGUUAAUUGAAAUGGCCAUCUAUAUUAGCUCUAUAAUGGGACAUAAAUCCAGGUGAAUUGAGGGUGCUGUUAGAUUGUUUUGAUAGUGACACCAAUACUUUUCACAAACCAAAAUUCUAAACCCAUUGCUCACAGCUUACAACAAAUUUCUUCCAAUUUAUAAAAUGUAGUUGA